AUGAACGAAGAACGUAUCCACCAGGCCACCAUUGCCCGACGACCGCUCCUUAUGUCCUCACCCUGUCACUUGCUCACUGAUUCGCCAAUCACCUACAACCCACCUGACGUCUACUCGUCGGCUACUCAGCUCGCACUAUUUCGGUUUAGCGCUUCAAUUUCAGUUGAAAUUUACCUAAGAAACGACAAAUUAAGUGUUCAAUAUGGAGCCGAGACACAAGCAGAAAUCCUGGUUUAG
This is a messenger RNA of Lactuca virosa, 237 nucleotides long. The record is from the annotation of a GenBank genome assembly. Lineage: Eukaryota; Viridiplantae; Streptophyta; Magnoliopsida; Asterales; Asteraceae.